Messenger RNA from Mya arenaria, 961 nucleotides. RefSeq lists its product as uncharacterized. The record is from RefSeq and is a predicted model, not a curated record. The transcript has 3 exons. NCBI's taxonomy places the organism in Eukaryota, Metazoa, Mollusca, Bivalvia, Myida, Myidae. Bases 1 to 951 code for a protein of 316 amino acids.
AUGGCAUCAAUGGACGGAGCCUUCUUGUUACAGAUCAAACCGCUUCGAGUACCAGUUUGGUAUGCUGGAAAACUUGAAAGCCUACAGUGGGAAAAGAACGAACUGGUUUCGAAAGUAGCCUCUCAUAUUUUUCUCGUGGACACGUUAUCAAAAAAGAUUAAUGUUAAAAAUAUCAAAGAACUUAACGAUCCCGGUGGUAAUACCUACAACCGCUGGGGAAGGACGUCGUGCCCAAAUGAUUCAAGCACUGAUAUCGUCUAUAAGGGGUUUGCUGGCGGAGGACCACAUAAGCAACCUGGUUCCGGUACCAACUACCUGUGUCCACCUAAAGAUCCACAGUGGGGUGAUAGGUCUGUUAUCGAGCAACUCGCUACCACUGUUGACCGUUUGAGGAGAAUUAAAACACACGGUGGAACCACCUACAUCCGCUGGGGGAGGACUACGUGCCCGGAUGUUCAUGGCUCAGACCUUGUUUACAAUGGGUUUGUUGGUGGUUCGCCGCAUCAAUAUUCUGGCGGUGGUGCCAACUACAUUUGUCUACCUACGGAUCCGCAGUGGGGUCCAGAUACGUCGCCAAAGUACAAGGGAUAUGUGUAUGGCGCUGAGUAUCAGUCCCAUGGAACAUUUUGGGACGAUAAGAAAAACCACGAUGUUCCUUGCGCAGUUUGCAGAACGCCAAAAACCAAUGUUCUUAUGAUCCCCGCCAGACAAGAUUGCUACGACGGAUGGAAUAGGGAAUACCAUGGCUACUUAAUGGCAGAACGAGAUAGUCACGCGUCAAACAAAGAGUUUAUUUGUGUGGAUGACGAUCCGGAAGUCAACGUAGGUACACAUGCGGAUCUUGACGGAGCUUUGCUACAUUUUCAAGAAACAGUGUGCGGAAGCCUACCAUGCAAGCCAUACAUUGCAGGCAGAGAACUCACAUGUGUUGUCUGCACCUUUGGUCCAUAAAACAUUCAGU